AUGCAAAGUAAAUACAUUAUAUAUAUUGAUGAAUAGAUUAUAAACUAAUAACUAAGAAGGGAGAAGGAACGUUUUCAGAAGUUAUAAAGGCUUAGUCAAUAAAAACAAGUUAAUUGGUUGCAAUAAAGUGUAUGAAACAAGUUUUUUAAACGAUUGAUCAAGUAUUAAAUAAUUUCUAAUAUUGGUUAAUAAAUUGAAGGAGAUUUAAGCAUUAAGAAAGUUGUAAAACCAUGAUCAUAUAAUAAAAUUGAUUGAAGUGUUAUAGUAAAUAAUAAAUAAUAAUAAUAUAGCGAUGAACCCACAGGUAGAUUAGCUUUAGUUUUUGAAUUAAUGGAGCAAAACCUUUAUGAACAUAUUAAAGGUAUGUAAGUUGAAUGAUAAAAUAGGUCGUAAAGUACCAUUAAAAUAAGACAAAAUUAGAAGUUAUAUGUACUAAUUGUUGAAAGCAAUAGAUUUCAUGCAUACAAACAAUAUAUUUCAUCGUGAUAUAAAGCCGUAAUAAAAUAUUUUGAUAUUUAGAGAGAAUAUAUUACUAUUAGGCGAUCAUCUAAAAUUAGCUGACUUAGGAUCUUGUAAAGGGAUAUAUUCAAAGCAUCCUUAUACAGAAUAUAUAUCAACAAGAUGGUAUAGAUCUCCUGAAUGUUUAAUGACUGAUGGUUAUUAUGAUAGUAAGAUGGAUAUUUGGGGAGCAGGAUGUGUAUUAUUUGAAAUUACUGCAUUAUUUCCUUUGUUUCCAGGAAGUAAUGAAUUGGAUUAAGUUCAUCGGAUUCAUAAUAUUUUAGGCACUCCCAAUCCUAAAGUACUUGAUCGUUUUAGGAAACAUGCAUCUCAUAUGGAAAUCAAUUUCCCAUCCAAAGUUGGAACUGGUUUAGAUAAUCUUAUUCCUCAUGCUCCUAAAGAUUUAGUCGAUUUAAUUAAAUAAAUGCUCGUGUAUGAUCCAGAAGAAAGAAUUAAUUCAAAACAAGCACUAAGACAUCCUUAUUUUAAAGAAUUACGAGAUUAAGAAUAAUAGAAACUUUUAGAAACAAGUCUAUAAUCUAUUAAAUUACUUAAAAAACAGUAUUUAUUAUCUAUUAUUUAAAAGUGAUGAUUCGCUUAUUGAAGAGGAAUAAAAUACAUCUCAUAUCUUACAUAAAAAGACUUUAUUCAAUCAAACCAAUAAAAUUUUACAGAAUUCGUUCAAAACCAGAAAUUAAUAACUUUUAGAUUCUGUUAAAUUACCUACACUUACAAAAAAAUAAGCAGAUUUGAAAAAAGCUUAUGGACCUGCUCAUUUUUAAAGUAUUUACUUAAAUUUUAUAUCUAUAGAUAAAGAAACAAAAAAAAAGUCUGUUCAAUAUGAAUAUGUGUUAUAUGGUAAAAAAGCAAAUCUAGGUAAUUUUUUAAAUACUAUCAGACAAAAAUGA
Messenger RNA from Paramecium sonneborni, 1406 nucleotides. The record is from the annotation of a GenBank genome assembly. Lineage: Eukaryota; Ciliophora; Oligohymenophorea; Peniculida; Parameciidae.